Lodderomyces oxycetoniae is the source of this 1887-nucleotide messenger RNA. Its product is annotated as anaphase promoting complex subunit. Gene Ontology annotation, molecular function: protein binding. Lineage: Eukaryota; Fungi; Ascomycota; Pichiomycetes; Serinales; Debaryomycetaceae. The transcript has a single exon. Gene Ontology annotation, cellular component: anaphase-promoting complex; cytoplasm. The record is from RefSeq and is a predicted model, not a curated record. Gene Ontology annotation, biological process: protein ubiquitination; cell division; positive regulation of mitotic metaphase/anaphase transition. Bases 1 to 1887 code for a protein of 628 amino acids.
AUGGUUCAGAACCAAAAGACUCCUCAGCAGCAUAAUUCUACGUUGUUUAUUUCGCCAAUGUUGAACCGAAGGAAGGAACUCUUUCGUACGCCGCCAAAUCAAACAACAACGACGACUUCAAAACAGAGUAACAAGAUAUUUGAAACGCCAGGUUCGUCGACCAAAUCGCUGUUUUUCAAUCUUGAUCGAACGUCAACGUCAAAUAACAAUUUAGCGAGUCAUAACAGAAGUGACGAAUCUUUGCUGCAGGCCGAUUUGCUUACGCCAAUUGAAAAACUCAGAUUGUGGAGACACGAUGCUAUUAUGCAGCAUCAGUACAAGACAGCCGAAUUUUUAGGAGACAAGAUUUUGGACUUGACCACGGAUGCCAAUGAUGCGUUUUGGUUAGCUCAAGUAUAUUUCAACCAGGGUAAUUAUCUACGAUGUAAGGAAUUGAUUUUAUCAAAUGAGGAAUUUUCGAGGAGUAUUAUAUGUCGAUACUUGGCCGGGUAUAGUUUAAUUAAGCUAGAACAAUGGGAAGACGCAUUGGAGGUCAUUGGAGAAAAUAACCCCUUUGAUAAGGAUGACCGCUUGAAGAAUGACGAUGGCGGAGUUAAACUUGAGGCAUCAAUGUGCUAUUUGAGAGGAUUAAUCUAUGCAGCGCAAACUAGUUUUGACAAGGCAAAAGAGUGCUAUAAAGAAGCAUUAUUGGUGGAUGUCAAAUGCUACGAAGCGUUUAACGAGUUAAUAAGCAACAAUUUAAUGACGCCGCUUGAAGAAUGGGAGUUUGUUACAACCAGAUUGAAUUAUAGAGAGGUGGACAACAAUGACGAUUUGAUAAAGCUUUUAUACGCUACGAAAUUGAGCAAAUACUUAAAUGUGGAUAAGUUUAAAGAAGCCGAACAGAUUUUGAGAGAAGAGUAUGAUCUCGAUAACAACUGCGACUUAUUGCUCAGCCAAGCUGACUACCUAUACAUACAGUGUAAUUUCGAUGCUUGUUUAAACUUGUGCGAGAGAAUCAUUUUCAAAGAUCCUUACAAUUUUGAUAUUUUGCCAAACUACUUAAGCUGCUUGUACGAGCUUGGAGGUAGAAACAAGCUAUUCUACAAGAGCCAUCAAUUGGCAGAGUUUCACCCUUCAAGUCCAAUGACGUGGUUGGCCAUUGGCACUUAUUACUUGUCGAUAAAUAAGAUUCAUGAGGCGAGAAAGUUUUUUAACAAAGCAACAAUAUUGAAUCCCAAUUUUGGCCAAGCAUGGAUCGGAUUUGCUCAUACGUUUGCCGCUGAAGGAGAGCACGAACAAGCCAUCAGUGCAUAUGCAUAUGCAGCUAGGUUGUUUUCUGGUACUCACUUACCAAACCUCUUCUUGGGAAUGCAACAUCUUCAAAUGAACAAUUUGAAUCUUGCUGAAGAGUAUCUUUUAGCCUCGCACCAUAUCUGCGCGGAAGAUCCGCUUCUUCUCAAUGAACUUGGUGUAGUUUACUUUCACAAAAAUGAGCUCGAUAAAGCGGAGUUUUAUUUACAAAGAGCAUUACAAAUGGCAAAAUACCUAAAUUCAAAUUCGAAAACUUGGGUUUCAAUACAUGCUAACCUAGGUCAUGUUUAUAGGAAGUCAAACGACCCAUAUAAGGCACUAGAAUGUCUCAACCAAGUGUUGAAAAUCAACAAUAAAAAUGACGCUAAUAUUCUAUCUGCAGUGGGAUUGAUACACAUGAAACUAGGUGAUUAUUUUCUGGCAAUUGACCAUUUACACGAUGCGUUGGCUAUAGCGCCACUAGACCCUAUAGCAAACGAUUUGUUGAAAAGAGCCCUUGACGCGAAUAAGGAGAAUAGCUAUGAUUUUUUCACAAAGUUGGAAAACCUUGCAAACAAGAACCUAGAUUGUAUAUUUUCUGAUUCUGAUGAUUAA